This is a messenger RNA of Oldenlandia corymbosa var. corymbosa, 261 nucleotides long. NCBI's taxonomy places the organism in Eukaryota, Viridiplantae, Streptophyta, Magnoliopsida, Gentianales, Rubiaceae. The record is from the annotation of a GenBank genome assembly.
AUGGCGGAGUUUGAUGAAUCGUCCAAACACAUAGUUGGAUCAGGAUCACAAGACUUCAUUCAAGAAUUGGGUUGCGUUGUUCAUAAAAUGGCUUAUUUCACUUUGAAGAAUUUCCAAUCCCAAAAAGAAACUUUGAUUGCUGGCACUAUUAAGAAUGCAUCGAAAAUCUCAGCACUGAAUACAAAGAAUAGAGCCCUUUUUGAAGUUCCACCUCCUACUGGAACCAUAUCUCUUGCUAGAUAUAUCGAAGAAAAGGUAUAG